AUAGAAAGAGGAAAGCGAGAGAGUACAAGAGAAAGAAAGAGAGUUUGUCAGAUGCAAAGAAGGCAAGGCAGAGAGCAAAGCAAAGGAACUGGAAAAGAUCAAACAUGGCCAGACAGAAGGCGCAGACGAGUGAAGAACGACAAAGAACCUGGCACCGUGAAAAGUCAGUUCCUGACAUCCCAAAGCCUAGGAAAGGCAGUAAGAAAGGUGCAUAAGAGCCUUCCCAAAAACCCCGAAAAAGUUCCUGAACUUUCAGUAGGGAAACUGGUAUAUCAACUGUCACCUCAGAAGCGCAAGGCAGUAAUUUCAGUUUCUGACAACAAUGCAAAGCGGCGCAAGGUCGAAGGAGAACGAGUUAAAAGAUCAGAUUUUCUUUCAGAGGAGGAAAUAAGGCAAAUUAAGGAGUUCUAUCUGAGAGAAGACAUAAGCAGAAUUCUUUCUGGAAAAAAAGAUAAAGUGUCUGUGAAGGUUGAGAGCGGCAAGGAAGCAAGACAAAAGCGAUUGCUACUAGUAAAUCUGCGCGAAGCACAUGCUUUAUUUAAGAAAGGUUCGAAGUUGAAGGUUGGAUUUUCCAAGUUUGCGUCUUUGAGGCCUCGGCAAGUGCUGCCUAUUACCCUUCGUGAUCAAGAAGUUUGCAUGUGCAAAUAUCACGAAAACAUAGAUCUCCUCCAUACUCUUACCACCACUAGUCUGGUAUCUUCGCACUACAAAACAGCAGAAUAUCUACUAAAUGCUACAGUUUGCAGCCAAGAGGAAAGUAAGUGCUCAAAUUGUGGUAUUGACCGAGUUGUAAAUGAGCUUUUCAAUACAGAUGACGAGCUACCUGUCUCAUGCUACCAGUGGCGCACUCCAGCUGAUAGCAGAGUAAAGAAGCUACUUGUAGUCAGCAAUGUGGUAGGAGCAAAAGAAGACCUAAAAGCGCAGCUUGCUCCAUUUGGAAGGCAUGUUUAUAAUGUCCGCCGACAGUCUCAGGAGCUAAGACACCUGAAAGAUUGUCUUCCUGCUGGCGAGUUUAUUAUUCAUGAAGAUUUUGCCUGGAAUUUUAAGCUUAAACAUCAGAAUGAAAUCAUGGCCGCAUACUGGUCGAACGAAAGUGUGACAAUCUUUACAGCUGUUGAAUAAUUCAGAAACACAAAAGAGGGAGCUAUCAAGCAUGCCUCUUUUGCUGUCAUCAGUGAUGAGAUGUCCCAUGACAAGAGCACCAUUUAUACAUUUAACAGUGCUAUCAUCGAUUUUUUGAAGAAAGUGACAACAAUUACGAAAGUUCACUACUGGAGUGAUGGGCUGUCGUCACAGUUCAAAAACAAGUAUAAUCUACGUGCCAGCAAGUUAACAAGACAAAGAAAACUGUAGAUAAACAACGCUCACCCCGAUCCUAGCCGCUGUUGACAGCGUUUGCAAGAAGCGACAAAAAAAAAUUUCUCAUUCACGGCGAGUUGACAGAAGCAAAUAAAGAUCUACUUUUCUUUUCAAAAGGGGUAGUGAUUUAAGCUUUCCUACAAACCAUUGAUGCUAAAGCUUACAAAAAGAUUAAAAACUAUGACAUGCCAUGUUUGAAGAUACUGUAAGCUUAAAGAGCCUACUUUCGCGCAUCUUCUGUUUACGGCUACAUGUUCUCGCAUGAUUUUACUCGUCAAUCAAACUAAUCGUUUUUUAAUGGUUACCUUUCUGAUUCUGCUGAGAUCACUUCGUGUACAUAUACUAGAACAAUUAUUCGUCAAAACUGAACAGGUGAGUUCAUGCGUAAAAUGUAUGCAGCAUCUUGAAACUUGUUUACCUUGACAGCUGAAGCUGUGUGUCAACUUGUGAUGUUUUAAACUGUCUUUUCCACUGAAUGUACAACAUGAAAUUCAGCUGCUAUCAAAAGUCUUCUGUUAGUUUGUUUAUUGGGUUUUUGGUUGAGAAAUACGUCGCUUGUCAAAGUCGGAAAUCCGAUUUUGGAUGGCAUCGUUUUCGUUUUUCACCUUGCUUGAUGCGUAAGAGGGUUGAACAGUCUGAAGCGAUUCUGGCCUUACUUGAUAGUUUUCAGUGCAUCUCGAAUGGUAAGCCUGAGUAAUUAUUUUAUUUGAUGUUUGUUUUUUUUAUAUCUAAUUUAAUGAAGUCCAGCGUAGUUUAUGGGGCUAUUUAGUUUAUGCACGUUUGUAAGAUUUGAGACAAUGAUCUGACCGAGUAUCAGGUUUGAUUAUAAGUUUAUAGAACUUUAAAAAGCCCUCUGACAUUUUCUCACUGCAAAUAGAAAGAAAACGUUCCAAAGAAUAUUUAGUUAUAAUUCUGGCUGUAAAAGAAAGCUUUGAGCGAUUUUCUUGCCUCGAGGUCAUCUUUGAAAAAAGCAAACACCGGGAAGCCGACUUAAAACAUAAACAAGGAUUUUCAGAGACACUUUAAUACUUGUCUUCGUGAAUGAAAAUUGUUGUCUCUGUAUGUGUUUCACCGAAUUAUUUUCCCUUUAUUAUUAAUUUUUAGUAGUCUCUUUGCAAUUUUAAUCGCUGUGCCGUUUGUUUUCAGUCGCUCGUGAACAUCGCUUGCAGGAGUAGUCAAAAUGCCACUCGUAUCAAAGGCUUUUGAAGAUUACACAUCGUUAUAAAACCAUUAGAUAAAAAAUAAACAUAUUAAUAAAUUCUUUAUUAUGUUGAAGCGUAUAACUCUAUUAAUCUUCAUUUAAACAGUCGACUUUGGCGCUUUGCAAAAGUGAGAACCGGCUAGCCGUAUAGGUAAUUUUGGAAAUUUUUUUAACGGUUUCGCUAAAAGCCCACGCGUGCUUCGAUCGUGCUGAAUAUUGAAUGAGUGCAAUUUGUAUUGGAAAAUUGUGAAAUACUGCAUUCUGUCCGAGGUCUGUAUGAUAAAAACAGCGCCUCAUGGUACUAUUUCACCUCAGAUGUGAUGUAUAAAAAGCAUAAAAGGUUGGUUUACACGCCCCCAGAAUUGUUAGCAAGAUUUUGUGAAGCAAACUUGUCAAACGCAAAAAACUCGGCCUGAUUUGUUUUCCAGGCCUAAUCUACUGUAAUCAAGUGGCAUUAUGGCUAUGCUAUUUUUGGGUGUACAUAUAAGGCUAUCAGCUCGAUGUAAGAUUAAGUUCACUCUUAGCUUGGACUGUUUCCAAAUCAUUUUUCUCUAAAAUCACUUAGCCUUUCCCGCGAAAGUAACAUGAAUGUGCUCUAAAGUUAGCUGAUUUGUGGAAUACAAGUUUAUUGUUUGAUUUAAAUUAUAUAUAAAUUCGAGUUAAGAGGAGUUUCGCUUUUAGUCCUGGCUAAAUCUAUAUAUUAUAUACACAGUUAUACGCACCUUAUAACCUCAUCUGCGCUUAACAGGUGUCUUUUGGUCCAUAACUUUCAAAACAACUGCUCCACAGAAUGUCACUGAUAACACGUAACGCAAAAGAGUAUCGAAGUAUGACUGCACAAUAAAUGUCACAAAAUCUACCUAAGCGGUCCCUUCGGGAUUUUCUCUCUUUACUUCAUCCUAACCAUUUCGUAUUUGCUGGAGUAAACAAUAGAAACGUCAUCAUUACCUACCGAUUCAUCGCGGCCCCUGUUCAAGCUAAUCGAGACUUUUUUUCUGGCAUACUGACUGUAUACUUCAACUGUAAGUACUUUCUUUAAUAUACGCGCGAGUUACUAGAGUGCCUCUUCGAGAUUUCGCUUUCUGGGCGAAAUCCCUGCGGGGACAAUAAAAGUAAAGCGCGCGCUCUGAUUGAUCAGUUAGCCGUCUGCCAUUUGCCUGUUGGUGCACGCCAAGGAACUGAUUUAGCGCGGUAAAAUUGAGGCAAAUUCAGCAAAUCUCCUCUCCUGUCACUUUAAAUUGCACCGAUAAAAUGUGCAAAUGAAAAGUGGAAGUUGAAGAAAAACAUUCAGUUGUCGUUUUAAAGAAAAUUCAAAAGGUUAUGCGACAAAUUUGCCCUGGAGAAAUUUAUCACUGUUUUCGUCGCGAGUAGGAGCUCAGAAGAAAAACCGGGUGGGCGCAGUUUUUUGAGGAUUUAAGCCCGAGACUUUAAAGUACAUUUUGUGUGUUUUUAUAGAGGAGAAAGUCUGUUUUGAAAUGGAAAUUUAUCAAUUAUCAGUGUGUUAUUGUCGUUUACAAUGUGAGUCGACUUGAUGUUAAAUUCAAGCAAUUUUUUUAGGAAACGCGCUCAGAUUCGAGACAGCUUUGUUGUGUAGCUUUCAUCUCAUCGAUUAAAAAUUUUAGUGAAUUUGCGGACACAUUACGCUAAAAUUGUAAUGCGAAUUUCAUUUGAGUACAGAAACAUUUGGUUUUUCAAAUAAAUUUUUGAAAAAUGACUUGUUUGUUUCUUGUUUUGUUUAUGUUCAUACGUAACUGUAGUUCAAAGAACGGUCUUAAAAAAACAACAUCUAGGCCUGGUUCAGAAGCCGUACUUUUCAUGAGCCGAAUCUAACAUUGAAUUAAGUAUAUGAAAAGUUCGGCCUCUGAAUCAACUAGGAACGCCUGUUUUAAUUUGGAACGGCUCAGCCAUUCUUUUCGCCUAGCCCGGCUGGGAAUUUCGCCUUUGGAGCGACUUUGGAACGCCUUUGAUUGAGACGCAGAACUUUUCAUGUACCGAUUUUAAUGCAUAAACUCUUAUGACGUAUUUUGUAAGCAGUUUGACAGAAAUGAACAUUUUUCUCCUUCCGAAUUUAGUUCGGCUGGAAUUAAAAUCGGCGUCUGAAUCAAGUCAACCGGUCUAAAUAAUUUCGGUCGGCCUUAAUUCGAAUUAGGUUCUGCUCACGAAAGUUCGGCGUCUGAACCAGGCAUUUUUGCUCACGCAUCGCUUCAACGUCGGCUGUGUCGGCGAAUUCUUGCUAUUUUGACUUUCAGCUUGAUUUUCCCAGACAAAUUACAAUACAAAGAUAGUUAAUUUCGCUUGAAAAUUAGUGUUAUCUCUUGUUCUAAAGGAAAUACAGUCAAUUUUUCUCAUUUCUACGUCAACGUUUAUUGCAAAAAUUGUCACACAUCUAAGCUUAAGCUUAUUUUUUUAGAUAGUCUAAUAGUUAGUGUUUAUAGUCGCAGCUCUAGUUUUCCCUCAAAUUAUUUACCCUAACAACAAGAGCAAGUAGACAGAUGCCAUUUAGAAUAAAAACAAAAAACGUUUUGCAAUUUACCCUAAGACGGAGAACGGUUGAUUCAGCGAAAAAAAAAAAAUUAAAGGCACGUUUUUGAAAGGCAUGAUUUGUUUAUGCACGGAAAGAUGACAGCAAACAUAUCAACUUGUCUAUAGUGCCGAUGACUCAACCGAAGGCAAAUGGAAAUGUUUUCUCUUUUGAUUAUGUUAUAAAAGAAAUGGUAAACGUUGCAGCUGUGCAACCGUCGAGUCAUGGAUGCACUUGGGAGGUUUGCUAAGCACAACUCACUUUGACUCUGAAGAUGUCUACCGCACAGGUUGGCGAAACGUCAGGACUACGCUUACCAGGACGAUCAUGCUUCACUUACAUAUGAAAUGACUACUGGGUUCAAACCUUUCACUGUUUUUUAAAACAAGCUCUUUAUUAUCGAAAAUCGCCAUGGUUUAAGGUCACGGCAAAAAGGCAAGAGAAACACGAAAGAUUUUAGAUGGUAUCUCAUUACACCCACAAUCCCUCAAUCACUCGCGAUUCUGAAACAAACGGCUUUAAGCAAUUUACAACUGACUAAAAAGUGCAAAGUGCAAAGUGUAUACAGCAGACGGAUGAUUUAAACUUUUUCCACACACAAAAUGUCAAAAACUUUCAAUAACGUAAUUUUUCAUUUAAAAGGACAGGUUAUACUUUUCUUGAGUCUAACUACGCGUAUAUUACUUCAGCGUCAGCGCGCAACCAACCAGUCCUAUUACCUUUGUUACUAGAAAACAGGGAUGAUCUUUAUGUAGGUAACGGAAGGGAUUGUCAAAGUUUUGUGACGUCACUCAGGGAUAAAUUCGUUAUCCGCCUUCAGGAACCUCACAAUUUGAAAUAUCUCUCACUACUAAGAUGAGUUAGACAGAAACGGCGAAGAAACAAGAGAAGUCUGUGUGUAGGCAACAAAGCUUUUCUCUUCGAAACGAUUGCCCAUAUUUGUCAGGUUAUUCAGAGAUGUGAUGGGCUCCUGGAGAUACCUUUAUUUCUAGUCUCCAGGACGCCGAUUUGAUGACUUUUCACCAUCUUGAAACCCAAUAAGCGUCCGUAAAAUUUAAAAAUUUCUCAGGCCAAUUCCGAUUCCAAGGAGAACUAAGCUGACUGGAAUAGAAAGGUUAAUAAAUCCUUAUCAACCGUCUCUUUUAUCAUUCUCGUAGCCCACGACACAAACGGAACUAAGCUUCUGGUUAAGUCCGUCUGCGAUACAGCGGCGAAAUCCUUGUUCUGGCCCCCACUUAAAUACGCGCCACAAUUGGCCUGAUAAAGAUGCCAAUGUCGAUUUCCAGGUUGACAGGGAAUUCGAAACGCAUUUCUUUUAA
Molecule: messenger RNA, 6400 nt
Organism: Porites lobata
Lineage: Eukaryota; Metazoa; Cnidaria; Anthozoa; Scleractinia; Poritidae
Source: the annotation of a GenBank genome assembly